UUAAUGUUGGACAGCAUUGUGUUCAGUAAUUCUGUCCGUAGAAUACCACAUACUAUACUCAUUUCCAACCACUAGGACACAUACCACAGUUGGAUUAUUGAAGGGCGCAGAACGAGACUUCAGGAGUACCAACGGGAAAGGAGGAAGUUUGCCUGCGUGUCCUAUACGCUGACGUUGAUGUGGCUGCUGGUGGCCUUGGUCCAAUGGGCGCUUGUCUCCAUUAUAGCGGAUAUAAAUGCCGUUUUCAUCGAGUUCUACUGGAUCAGCCUGCUUUUCUUUUUUGUGGCCAUGGUCUUGGUCACCGUUUUCAUAUUCUUUGAGAACUUACGCGCAGUCACCUGCCUGAACUGGCUAAUCUGCCUGCUAAUAGUGGAGUUCGUGAUUGUCGGAAUUUUCACCCUGGCGGCACUGACCCAUUGGCUGGAAAUGGUCAUGUGGUUCUUUUUCUGCGUGUUCCUCCUGUUUGUUUUCAUACUAAUCGGAUCGAUUAUACCGAUAAACACCCUUAUACGGAGGAAACCCUCUCCUCUGAAGGCAUUUUCUCUUCCGCAGCACGACCUGACGCUAGAUGUCGUGAUAUUGUUUGUCUUGGCCUUCAUCUUCCUGAUCAUCACCGUCUUUUUCGCUAUGAUCAGCAUUCUGGUCAAGAUGCCAAACACGUUCAUUGUCUAUCAGGUCUUCAUCACAAUCGUUGUGCUGUUGUUCGUGAUGUACCACGCUCAGACAAUCAAUGGCGGCCGAUAUGCGGAGAUGCGUCUCAAUGACUACCUACUAGCUGCCCUCAUCCUCUUCCACGACUUCAUCAUCAUCUUCCUGCUUACGUUCUUCCAGCAGCUCAUUAUAAAAUUCGUUGCGGGCCCCAUCACCACCACAACGGAAAAUAUUGACAAACGUGCUAUAAGUUACUUGGAGCCCAUCAUAGGCCCGGUUUCAGAAGACUUUAUUGAUGAUGACGGCAUCACUGCUGCUUUUGGGAACACCACUACGCCUAAAUAGGAUAGUGACUUUGUGUUAAAACUAAAUAUGAUCACUUCCCAGCAAACCAACUAACGUGCCUUUUGCCUUUUUUUACAUGGGUCGAGCAUUAGAAACAAGUGCAAAUAAAGCGUGCGUUCCUUGCGCCGUCAUUUCAAUUAUUUUCGUCGAACUGUGCAGUGCUAAGUUAAAAAUCUCUACCAUCUCUUACGCAUUUAAAAGAAAUUUCUGCCAAUCGAUGCAUUUAAACAGAAGUUUGCGCUCGACGAUCAGGAUUUCGACCAUACAACUCAAAAAUAUUUCCAGUAUGGUCAGGAACGGAAGGCCAGAUUGGAAAAAAGUAAU
Molecule: messenger RNA, 1320 nt
Organism: Drosophila miranda
Lineage: Eukaryota; Metazoa; Arthropoda; Insecta; Diptera; Drosophilidae
Exons: 5
Coding region: 178-996 (272 amino acids)
Source: RefSeq, a predicted model, not a curated record